AUGGAGGUGGCAGAGCGAUACAAGGAUGGACAGAUGAGGGAGCGAUGGACGACGGAGUGGCAAAGAGUGCCAUCAAUGUGGAAAAAAGGACUAGCCACAGUCACAGUCAUUUACCGAAGCAGGACAACAUCCCUCUACCUGUCCCUUCGUAUCUGUCAGUCUGUCCCCCUGUUUCCCAGUCCUGAAAAUCGACCCCGUCUAUUGGACAAAGAAACGCCCAAACAGGGAGGCUCAAGAAAAACAAAAGUCUUUGUGCGAUACGUGGUGGACGAGGAGUCACACAGCUUGGAGGAGGCAGAGGAGUCGCCUGUUUUACCGGAAUCCACACUGAACUUUUUGGCCAACCUACUACGUGUACCUACAGCCAUGGAGGAAGAAAUGCGUGCGUGA
Xyrichtys novacula (pearly razorfish) is the source of this 390-nucleotide messenger RNA. Lineage: Eukaryota; Metazoa; Chordata; Actinopteri; Labriformes; Labridae. The record is from the annotation of a GenBank genome assembly.